AUGGCUUCCCAACCAGAAGAUGUUUAUGCAACUCUUCUUUUGACCGACACCUACCUGCCAGGUGCUCUUGUAUUGGCACAUUCUCUACGAGAUGCUGGUACUACCAAGAAAAUUGCAGUGCUUGUCACGGUGGAUUCGAGAAACUUCGACUUUGUUAUUCCCGUCGAUCGAGUCGUCAACCAAUCCCCAGCCAACCUUGACCUCAUGGGCCGCCCAGAUCUUCACUCUACCUUCACCAAAAUUACAUUAUGGAAGCAAACACAAUUCCGAAGAAUAGUCUACAUGGAUGCCGAUAUGGUUGCUCUUCGUGCACCAGAUGAGUUGUUUGCUCUACCAAAUCCAUUUUCCGCCGCACCAGAUAUCGGAUGGCCAGAUAUCUUCAACACAGGUCUUAUGGUUUUAAAUCCAAAUAUGGGCGACUACUAUGCUUUGGAGGCUAUGGCAAACAGAGGAAUUUCUUUUGAUGGAGCUGAUCAAGGUUUACUUAACAUGCAUUUCAAGAAUACUUACAACCGUCUAAGCUUUACUUACAAUGUCACCCCAUCCGCCCACUACCAAUAUCUCCCCGCAUUUCAACAUUUCCAAUCUAGCAUUAGUGCCGCCCACUUUAUCGGAACGGAUAAGCCAUGGAAAGUUGGAAGACAAGCCAGUGUUGGAGCCACUCCUUACCAUCAGAUGACCGGAAGAUGGUGGGCAGUUUAUGAUAAACAUUACAAGCAAACGUCGGCGACCGGAACUUCCAACGGAGCGGCACCCCUUAUUGUACAAUACCUUGUUUUUGGAGAAUUCCAGCCCCAGACCCAGGAGGACCAUUCCAAAGGAGCCCAGUGUGAGAAAUUUCAACAUUUUAAUGCCAUUAAUGAUACUACUACUACAGCAGAGGAACCAAUCCAUGACCAUACAGAAACAAACUUGGAAAACGAAGAAGCUUAUGAUCCCCCAGUACAGGCAAAAUUGGACCAAUCUCGGAACAUCUCAUAUUCACCAUGGGAUGCCAGCAAAGCACCACCACCACAAAAUUCGAGACCAGAAGCCUCAAACCUCCCCGGUAACCAUUAUGAGAUGUCCAACGACGCUACCCCAUUCCGAGCACCAAGCCGCUACCCAGACCCUCCCAGUGACAUGUACUACGAAGUACCAAAAACUCCAAAGUGGCAGAGACCAGCACCAAUAUUCCCAUGGGAAGCUAACCCACCAGUGCCCUCAAGAGUAUUCCCUGAAGAUGAUUAUGAUGACACAGCAGUACCAGAAACCCCCGUCGCCGGUUCGGUAGUCGCAACCACCGAGGAUGAAAGAAGCAUGCCCGCUACUCCUACCACUCCAACCAUGUCGAGUGCAAACGACCCAUGGCAAACUUAUGCUAGAGGAAAUGCGUGGGAUGAAGUUCCAGAAAUUGAGCGAUACAUUGGAAACAUGUCGAAGAAUCGCAAAGGCAACAUCCAAGUUCUUCAAGGAUACGGCACAGAGCUUGAACGGCCUAGUUUACCCGUAACCCCCGCACCAGUUAGAACACAACCAACUUUCUGGGGCGAAGAGAGAGAAGAAGAUAGCGCAUUACCUCCUGCGGAAGGUGUUCCUGCACAACAAGAUUGGGACCCAGCAGCUCAACUUGAUAUGCUUGCUAGGCGUCAAUCAGAUGUUCUAGCCAAUAAAUUGGAAAUUCCAACGCGCGAGAUGCCCUCGAGACCACUCCCCUUCGGAUCCGAACCCGUUAACCAAGGAGCUAUUAUUGAGGAACCUUCUUACCAUGGCCCAGGAGCAGCUUGGGAGAAGGACGAUAAUUAUGCCACGAAAGAGACUCCUUUACUCCCAAGUGAAGCAGAGAAAGAUGUUUUGGAGACUUAG
Molecule: messenger RNA, 1845 nt
Organism: Botrytis fragariae
Lineage: Eukaryota; Fungi; Ascomycota; Leotiomycetes; Helotiales; Sclerotiniaceae
Product: putative glycogenin protein
Exons: 8
Coding region: 1-1845 (614 amino acids)
Cellular component (GO): cytoplasm
Molecular function (GO): glycosyltransferase activity
Source: RefSeq, a predicted model, not a curated record